Messenger RNA from Mobula hypostoma (lesser devil ray), 18889 nucleotides. RefSeq lists its product as uncharacterized. The transcript is spliced from 38 exons. Gene Ontology annotation, molecular function: ATP binding; kinase activity. Gene Ontology annotation, biological process: phosphorylation. The record is from RefSeq and is a predicted model, not a curated record. The coding region runs from base 10466 to 14170 and encodes 1234 amino acids. Lineage: Eukaryota; Metazoa; Chordata; Chondrichthyes; Myliobatiformes; Myliobatidae.
GAAGUGUGAGGUGGUACACUUUGGAAGGACAAACUCCAAGGCAGAGUAAAUGGCAGGAUACUUGGUAGUGUGGAGGAGCAGAAGGAUCUCGGGGUACAUAUCCACAGAUCCCUGAAAGUUGCCUCACGGGUGGAUAGGGUAGUUAAGAAAACUUAUGGGGUGUUAGCUUUCAUAAGUCGAGGGAUAGAGUUUAAGAGUCGCGAUAUAAUGAUGCAGCUCUAUAAAACUCUGGUUAGGCCACACAUGGAGUACUGUGUCCAGUUCUGGUCACCUCACUAUAGGAAGGAUGUGGAAGCAUUGGAAAGGGUACAGAUGAGAUUUACCAGGAUGCUGCCUGGUUUAGAAAGUAUGCAUUAUGAUCAGAGAUUAAGGGAGCUAGGGCUUUACUCUUUGGAGAGAAGGAGGAUGAGAGGAGACAUGAUAGAGGUGUACAAGAUAAUAAGAGGAAUACAUAGAGUGGAUAGCCAGCGCCUCUUCCCCAAGGCACCACUGCUCAAUACAAGAGGACAUGGAUUUAAGGUAAGGUGUGGGAAGUUCAAGGGGGAUAUUAGAGGAAGGUUUUUUACUCAGAGAGUGGUUGGUGCGUGGAACGCACUGCCUGAGUCAGUGGUGGAGGCAGAUACACUAGUGAAGUUUAAGAGACUACUAGACAGGUAUGUGGAGGAAUCUAAGGUGGGGCUUAUAUGGGAGGCAGGGUUUGAGGGGUGGCACAACAUUGUGGGCUGAAGGGCCUGUGCUGUGCUGUACUAUUCAAUGUUCUAUGUUCUAUGUUAACAACACUAGAGCUGGAGCCCCUUCCUUUGUGAGACAGUCAGGUAAUUGUUCCUUUGUAGUUGACCAUAACACGUGAUGAAUUUUUUGUGCUUGGACAAGUUUUUUGAUACUGCUUAUCCUAGGCUGCAGAAGGACUUAGACAGAUUAGCCGAAUGCCCAAGAGAGUGGCAAAUAAAAUACCAUAUUGGAAAAUGCAUGGUCGUGCACUUUGGUAGUAGAAAUAAAUAUGCAGACUAUAUUCUAAACAGGGAGAAAAUCCAAAAAUCUGAGAUGCAAAGGGACUUGGGAGUCCUUGAGCAGAACACCUUAAAGGUUGACUUGCAGUUUGAGUCAGUGGUGAAGAAGGCAAAUGCAAUGUUGACAUUAAUUUCAAGAGGUAUUGAAUACAACAGCAGGGAUGUGAUGCUUAAAAAGGCACUGGUAAGGCUUCAUCUUGAGUAUUGUGAACAGAUUUUGUCUCCUCAUCUAACAAAAAAUGUGCUGGCAUUGGAGAGGGUUCAGAGGAGGUACACAAAGAUGAUUCUGGGAAUGAAAGGGUUAUGAUACGAGGAAUGUUUGAUAGCUCUGGGUCUGUACUCGCUGGAAAUUAGAAGGAUGAGGGGGGAAUCUCAUUGAGACCUUUUGAAUGUUGAAAUGCCUAGACAGAGUAGAUGUGGAAAGGAUAUUACCCAUGGUGGGGGAGUCUAGUACAAAGGGGUACAGCCUUAGAUAGAGAGGCAUUCAUUUAAAACAAGGAUAUUUCUUUAGUCAGAGGGUGGUGAGUUUGAGGAAUGUAUUUUAUUUAUUUCAAAAUAUACUUUAUUCAAAAAUAAAAUUAUGUACAAUAAACCAUUCAAUGACUCUCAAUCCUUUACAGGUGUUUCCAUUAGGGGCUUGCUCUGGAGGCCAGGUCGUUGGGUGUAUUUAAGGCAGAGAUUGAUAUGUUCUUGAUUGGAAACAACAUCAAAUUUAUGGGAAGGAGGCCGGGGAAUAGAUCUGUGGAUGGGGAAAAAAAGGAUCUGCCAUGGUUGAGUGGCAGAGCAGACUCGAUGGGCCAAAUGGCAUAAUUCUACUCCUCUGUUUUAUGGUCUUAUGGUCUUGUAGUGCCUUCUGCAGCAGGUGAGCUGUCAACCAGUGCAGAGGGAAGGUUUGGAUUUUGGCUGAACACCAAUUGAGACGGGAGCUAUAGCCAUGUACAUGUGCAUGGUAUUCUUCACCAUAAGGGCCUAGUCCAGGACUGUGAUCCAAUCACAACCAUUGCUUUUCUUUACAUUCAGCAUUAUUUCAGUAAGCGUUUGAUUGUGCCUCUCCAGAAAUCCAUUACUCCAAAGACAAUAUGCCGCUGUUGUCUUAGUUUCAAUGUUAAAGUUUUCUGCCAUAUCUCCGAAUUCAUCAUUAUUAAAUUCAGCACGAUUAUCACUGAAUACUUUACAAGGUGGGCCAUGCAUACUUAUCCAGGACUGGAUGAAGGUAUCACCAUUACUGAGGGUCUCUUUGUGCUUACGAUGCCACUUGCUCUGAAAUGUGUGAACUCAUCAAUAAUGUGGAGUACCACAGUCCUUGCUCCAGUUCAUGAAGGCCUACGGCUACUGUUUUAUUGUACUCAGAUGCUCGUGGCAGACCAACUGCAGGCUUGAGCUUGAGCUUUCAAAGCUUUUGGCAUGUCUCACAGCGGACAAUUAUCUGCUUUAGAAUAGAAGAAUAAUUAGCAUCUUUGUUCUCUGAACUCCUGAGCAGUUUCUGAAGUCUAUCAAUUGAAGCAUGUCCAAACUGCUUGUGAAGUUGAAGCAACCCUUUGCAUUUCUCCUCCAUUGUAUGUUUUGUGUAACAAUUAGUACUCCAUUCUCACAUUGGUCAUCGACUAGAAUGUUCACACAGUAAUGUCCAGAGCUGGUGAACUCAAGAGACACUGGCUGUUGAAACAUCAUUGCUUGGUCACUCUCCAUAUCUAGUACUGCUCUUGCUUUUUUUUAACAUAGAAACAUAGAAAACCUACAGCACAAUACAGGCCCUUCGGCCCACAGAGUUGUCCCUACCUUAGAAAUUUUUAGGCUUACCUAUAGCCCUCUAUUUUACUAAGCUCCAUGUACCUACCUAAAAGUCUCCUAAAAGACCCUAUCGUGUCCGCCUCCACCACUGUUGCUGGCAGCCCGUUCCACGCACUCACCACUCUCUGAGUAAAAAACUUAUCCCUGACAUCUCCUCUGUACCUACUGCCCAGCACCUUAAACCUGUAUCCUCUUGUGGCAACCAUUUCAGCCCUGGGAAAAAGCCUCUGACUAUCCACACGAUCAAUGCCUCUCAUCAUCUUAUACACCUCUAUCAGGUCACCUCUCAUCCUCUGUCGCUCCAAGGAGAAAAGGCUGAGUUCACUCAACCUAUUCUCAUAAGACUUACUCCCCAAUCCAGGCAACAUCCUUAUAAAUCUCCUCUGCACCCUUUCUGUGGCUUCCACAUCCUUCCUCUAGUGAGGCGACCAAAACUGAGCACAGUACUCCAAGUGUGGUCUGACCAGGGUCCUAUAUAGCUGCAACAUUACCUCUCGGCUCCUAAAUUGAAUUCCACAAUUGAUGAAGGCCAAUACACCGUAUGCCUUCUUAACCACAGCAUCAACUUGCGCACCUGCUUUGAAUGUCCUAUGGACUCAGACACUGACUCUGAUCCUCCACACUGCCAAGAGUCUUACCAUUAAUGCUAUAUUCUGCCAUCAUACUUGACCUACCAAAAUGAAGCACUUCACACUUAUCUGGAUUGAACUACAUCUGCCACUCCUCAGCCCAGUUUUCCAUCCUAUCAAUGUCCUGCUGUAACUUCUGGCAGCCCUCCACACUAUCCACAACACCUCCAACCUUUGUGUCAUCAGCAAACAUACUAACCUAUCCCUCCACUUCCUUAUCCAGGUCAUUCAUAAAAAUCACAAAAAGUAAGGGUCCCAAACCAGAUCCCUGAGGCACACCACUGGUCACCGACCUCCAUGCAGAAUAUGACCCAUCUACAACCACUCUUUGACUUCUGUGGACAAGCCAGUUCUGGAUCCACAAAGCAAUGUCCCCUUGGAUACCAUGCCUCCUUACUUUCUCAAUAAGCCUGGCAUGGGGUACCUUAUCAAAUGCCUUGCUGAAAUCCAUAUACAUUACAUCUACUGCUCCUCCUUCAUUAAUGUGUUCAGUCACAUCCUCAAAAAAAUUCAAGCAGGUGCAUAAGUCACAACCUGCCCUUGACAAAGCCACACUCACUACUCCUAAUCAUAUUUUACCUCUCCAAAUGUUCAUAAAUCCUGCCUCUCAGGAUCUUCUUCAACAACUUACCAACCACUGAGGUAAGACUCACUGGUCUAUAAUUUCCCAGGCUGUCUCUACUCCCUUUCCUGAAUAAAGGAACAACAUCCGCUAUGCUCCAAUCCUCCGGAACCUCUCCCGUCCCCAUUGAUAAUGCAAAGAUCAACGCCAGAGGCUCAGCAAUCUCCUUCCUCGCCUCCCACAGUAGCCUGGGGUACAUCUCAUCUGGUCCCAGUGAUUUAUCCAACUUGAUGGUUUCGAAAAUCUCCAGCACAUCCUCUUUCUUAAUAUCUACAUGCUCAAGCUUUUCAGUCUGCUGCAAGUCAUCACUACAAUCACCAAGAUCCUUUUCCAUAGUGAAUACUGAAGUAUUCAUUAAGUACCUCUGCUAUUUCCUCCGGUUCCAUAUAUACGUUCCCACUGUCAGACUUGAUAGAUCCUGUUCUUGCAUGUCUUAUCCUCUUGCUCUUCACAUACUUGUAGAAUGCCUUGGGGUUUUCCUUAAUCCUGCCCACCGAGGCCUUCUCAUGGCCCCUUCUGGCCUAAUUUCCUUCUUAAGCUCCUUCCUAUUAGCCUUAUAAUCUUCUAGAUCUCUAACAUUACCUACCUCUCUGAACCUUUUGUAAGCUUUUCUUUUCUUCUUGGCUAGAUUUAUUACAGCCUUUGUACACCACAGUCCUGUACCCCACCAUAACUUCCCUGUCUCAUUGGAACACACCUAUGCAGAACUCCACACAAAUAUCCCCUGAAUAUUUGCCACUUUUCUUCUGUACCUUUCCCUGAGAACAUCUGUUUCCAGUUAAGCCUCCAAUUUCCUGCCUGAUAGCCUCAUUAUUCCCCUUAUUCCAAUUAAAUGCUUUUCUAACUUGUCAGUUCCUAUCUCUCUCCAAUGCUAUUGUAAAGGAGAUAGAGUUAUGAUCACUAUCUCCAAAAUGCUUUAGGGAAGAUUUAAUCAAGUAAUGGAAUGUUCACUGGUACCACCUCUGUUUCAGUGUAACAUUUUGCCUUAUUUUUGCAAGAAUUUUCGCUCUUUUGGUGGAAUGUACAAUUUUUUUCAUCUCCAGAUUUGAAUGCUUUGAAACUAGAUGUAUCUAUGCUCACCAGUUUCUGCACGUCAUUCUGGUUUCGUUCACCUACAUAGCUUUCAAGCCAUUUUUUUCUAUCAUCAAAAUCUCUGCCUCAGAUAUCUCUGUAUUAGUGAAUGAUUCCUUUGCUAACAAUGUAACAUGGUGGCACUCUUCUAUAUCUUCAGAUUUGUUAUCUUCUUCAGUUAGCUAAACUUGUUUGGUUCUGUGGAGACAGCUUCUUAUCCAGUGGUGAAUACUUUGACGAGCUUCCCAUUUCGAUCUCCUACCAUACUUGUUUAUUGGAUUUGUGCCAGGUAAUGGGACCCUUGUCUGGUCCUUCUGGGAUCUAUGCUUGCUAUACUCUUGUUUUUCUGCUCAGUGAAAUAUGCAGUUUCCUGACUUAAACUAAUUCUGACUGUUGCCUUAGUAACCUUUUCUCGAAAGUCCUCUUCAGUACUGAUUUCAUAGAUGCAAAUAUAAGUUCUGUGCAUGCUGUUAAUGUGAGCUGCCUGUCUAGAUAUGCAGUAUCCAACAAUUUAAAAGCUAAUACAGCGUCAGGAAGUUCCAUUUUGUAUUCACAAAUGCGAGUGCAUUUUGUUCAAAAUCAAUAAUAUAAUCAGCCAUAUUUUUAGAAUUAUCUCCAUAAAUUUUGUCAAGUCUGAAUAUGCCUCAUAAAUCCAAUCCUUUUCUUCCUUAAAAAAAAGUCGUGUAUUUAUUAGCAUAUUCAUAAGACCAGAAGACCAUAAGACAAAGGAGCAGAAGUCGGCCAUUUGGCCCAUCGAGUCUGCUCCGCCAUUUUAUCAUGAGCUGAUCCAUUCUCCCAUUUAGUCCCACUCCCCCGCCUUCUCACCAUAACCUUUAAUGCCCAGGCUACUCAGAUAUCUAUCAGUCUCUGCCUUAAAUACACCCAAUGACUUGGCCUCCACUGCUGCCCGUGGCAACAAAUUCCAUAGAUUCACCACCCUCUUAAAUAGCGGAGUGACAUUUGCAAUCUUCCAGUCCUCCAGUCCAUGCCAGAAUCUAUCAACUUUUGAAAGAUCAUCGCGAAUGCCUCUGCAAUCUUCACAGCUACUUCCUUCAGAACACGAGGGUGCAUUCCGUCUGGUCCGGGAGAUUUAUCUACCUUUAGACUAUUCAGCUUCCUAAGUACUUUCUCUGUCAUAAUUGUGACUGUGCACACUUCUCUUCCCUGCCACCCUUGAGUGUCCAGUAUACUGCUGAUGUCUUCCUCAGUGAAGACUGAUGCAAAAUACUCGUUCAGUUCCUCCGCGAUCUCCUUAUCUCUCAUUACAAUUUCUCUAGCAUCAUUUUCUAUUGGUCCUAUAUCUACUCUCACCUGUCUUUUACUCUUUAUAUACUUGAAAAAGCUUUUACUAUCCUCUUUGAUAUUAUUUGCUGGCUUCCUUUCAUAGUUAAUCUUUUCCCUCUUAAUGACCUUCUUAGUUUCCUUUUGUAAGCUUUUAAAAGCUUCCUAAUCCUCUGGCUUCCGACUAAUUUUUGCUUCCUUGUAUGCCCUCUCCUUUGCUUUAACUUUGGCUUUCACUUAUCUUGUCAGCCACAGUUGCAUCCUUUUUCCAUUUGAAAAUUUCUUCUUUUUUGGAAUAUAUCUGACUUGUACCUUCCUCACUUCUUGCAUAAACUCCAGCCGCUGCUGCUCUGCUGUUCUUCCCGCCAGUGUCCCUUUCUAGUCAACUUUGGCCAGUUCCUCUCUCAUGCCACUAUAAUUUCCUUUACUCCACUGAAAUACCAGCACAUCGGGUUUCGGCUUCUCUUUCUCAAAUUUCACAGUGAACUCAGUCGUGGUAUGAUCACUGCCUCCUAAGGGUUCCUUCACCUCAAUCUCUCUAAUCACCUCCGGUUCAUUACACAAUACCCAAUCCAGUACAGCCGGUCCCCUAGUGGGCUCAACAACAAGCUGUUCUAAAAAGCCAUCUCGCAGACAUGCUACAAAUUCUCUCUCUUGAGAUCCAGUGCUGACCUGUUUUUCCCAAUCCACUUGCAUGUUAAAAUCCUCCACAAAGAUCAUAACACUGCCCUUCUGACAAGCCUUUUCUAUUUCCUGUUGUAAUUUGUACUCCACAUCACUGCAGCUGUUAGGAGGCCUGUAUAUAACUGCCAUCAGGGUUCUUUUACCCCUGCAAUUUCUUAGCUCAACCCAUAAAGAUUCUGCACCUUCCGAUCCUAUGUCACCUCUUUCUAAUGAUUUCUUACCAAUAAAGCCACGCCACCCCCUCUGCCUACCUUCCUAUCCUUCCGAUACACCGUGUAUCCUUGGACAUUCAGUUCCCAGAGACAUGCAUCCUUUAGCCAUGUCUCAGUGAUGGCCACAAUAUCAUACCUGCCAAUCUGUAGCAGUACGACAAGAUCAUCCACCUUAUUCCUUAUGCUGCGUGCAUUUAAGUAUAACGCCUUAAGACCAGUAUUUGGCACUUUUUGCUUUGAUUGCACUGCAACUUUAUUGCACUGCAACUCAUCCCAAUGGCUACAAAUUUGCCCCAUCACCUGCCUGUCUUCAACAGAUAAAUAGCUGGAGAGUCUCAUAGUCUAUUUAUAUUCUUAUACUCUAUGUAUUCAUACCGUCAUCUUCGUUCGUCUUCCACAGAAAUUCCCAUCGCAGUCUCUCUCAUUCUUCCUAAAAGCAACGCUUACUUCAUCUUCUCCAGAUCCAUGACACGAGUCUAUAUUCCAAUUUCAUUUUUCCAGCUUUGUUCACAUCAAAUGCUGACAGGAUCCUAUAACUGGAAACCAUCCUCUGCUACCAUUGUUAGUGCUCGAACAACAAGGACUUGUUUUUCUUUUGUUUGAACAACUUUACUUUCAACAUCUCCCUUCAAUACCUGAGGGCUGCCCCUUUACAUCCCAUAAUUUCUCUCCCUCCACAUGCGUGCACACUCAUAACAGGGAGAGUGCGCAUGUGUGCUAAAUACUUACGUAGUCCAAAUGAACAUAACUCAACACUUUCUCCUCUGUCUUCACUAGAGUAAAUGUCUCUACCAUCCAGGUAUAAACAGACUUGAACAAGUUCUCUUAAUCUAAGCACUCCUUUCAGGUGAGACAACAGUUUAUAUACACCACCUCCAACUUCAUUUAGUGCAUUUUGUGCUACAUCAGCAAGACCAAGCACAUAAUGGAUGACCGUUUCUCAACAUCCUCAGGUAGACCAAUUAUACAUAAGUUCUGUCUUCUGGAUCGAUUUUCAAGAUCAAUAAUCUUGGAUUUAAGACUCUCCAGCUGUUUAUCUGUCGAAGAAACCUUUAGUUCCAAGCUCUCAAUUUUUUGAUCUCUUUUCCGUGCUUCCUCCUCCAAUUUGGUAAUUUUGUUUUGUUGCCAUUUAACUUCAUGGUCAAGAAAAAUAAUAGAAUCCAUAAUUAACUUAAUCUCUUCUCUCACACUUCAACAUAUUUCUUCAGAUUGUUCACGAAACAGAUUCAACAUUAUAUCACAGGUUAAUUCAGGUUGUUUAGGAUCAGGUUUCUUUUUCCUGUUGCCAUCGGCGUCUUUUACAGAUUUAGGGUCUCGAAGUUUAGGUCUUGUACUUGUUUCUUUACUCAUAUCUUCAAAGUUCAGAAUCCAAACUUACAAAAAAGAAAAAAGAAAAAAAUAAUUCUAUUGUAAGAGUCUUUUAGUCUAGAUGAAGGUAGAUUAAAUAGAGGUGCUCAUGGAUAUAAAAUGAAACGGUAAUGGAGCGAAGCCAAGAAGUAACCUCACUCCAUGAGCACCUCCUGGAGAAUCCGACCAUUUCACUGAAAAACCAUGCUCAGUCCACAAUGGCUCCCAGUUGCCUAUAACCUCCUAUUUUCACACUAACCUGCCUAUUCUUAUCUGCUGCCAGGAUAGAGCCCUAACCAAACUGGGAGAGCAACACCUAAAAUACUGCCUGGAUAGUGUAGCCCUAUGGUAUAAAGAUUGACUUUUCCAAUUUUAGGUAAGCCUUUCAGAUAUCCCACCUCUCCCAGGAGUUCCAGGAGUCUCCCGCAAAUUGAUAGUGGCUCCCUGAUGCCUGCAAAUUAUAUACAAUAUCCCGGAAAUCGAUUUUUUAAGAGAGGAGGAGGGAGAGGGAAAAGAAAGAAAGAAAAUGAAUAAAUCCUGCUUGAUCUCUCUUUGUGCUAGGUAGACCUAUCAGUUUUCUCUGUGGGUGGGCUUUACAGUCGACCUCUCUCUCUCUUCCAUAUUUCAUCAGUUCAGUUACUGCCGUCUGUAAUGACGCUGAAAUCAUUCGGACAACUAUCUGUGAUGAAGUACAAAAGCUUGGUGAAGAAAUUCCCAAGGCUGGUGGUGACAACCUGACUACGUGAGGCUGUCCUAUAUGGGCAGGGCGUGUUGGCAUCUUAAAGGGGAUUAGAGCAGGGUUUAAAUUGGAGGGAAAUUCCAAAAUCGUCUGCUAAGAUAUCUUUAAAUAUGCACUCGCAGCAGGCAAAUACUUAGGGUUUUUUUUUCCUGAAACACUUCCACUUGCAGGUACAUCAAAGCUCACGAUGGGCUGGGUUUAAGCGCAGCCGUUUUCAGAAGAAAAAAACGAUUUUAAUAAACACCCGGCUCCCACUAGGGUCUCGUCAUUAGGAGGCUGAACUGUUAACCUAUGCUGCGCACUUUAUAUGCAUUUUGAAUUACACUUUAUUAAAUAAUAUGGUAAUAUAUUAUUUUAUGUGAUGUGCGUGAUAUAUGUAUUGUGGCUACACCGUGGUCCGGACAGAGGUUGUUUUGUUUGUGGACAAUCAGCCAGAUGACAAUAAACUGGAACUUGAAGAUACAGAACUUCUAAAUCACUCAUUUAAAAUCCCCCAUUUCUACGUAAAAAAGUAAGUUCUGAUCCCGACUAUUGCAGGCAAUGUGUGUGUGUGUGUGUGUGAGACUACGGAUGUAUAUGUGAUCGGAUGUUGUCCGAAUGGACAUUAAGCGGCGCACACCUGUAAUAAGGAUACACCUUAUGCUUUUAUUUCUUUUAAGGACCACAACAUAUUAGGGAGGCUAAGCACAGGGAAGGCUGUUCAAGUAUUUCGCAGUUCUUUUCAGCGGAAAACCAAAGUCUGACAGAGAAGUUCCAGGUUCUGGGUCCUUGUCCAGUCUCUGGCUCGGAGUCCAUACCCAAGCCUCCGCAUUUCAAGACCCAAGAUCCCAGCCUGCAGGCCUCAAGACCAAGACCCCAGCCUGUCUCCAAGCUCAAGCCUCAAGACCAAGACCAGUGAGGGUGGGUCUCAUCACAGCUGCAAGAAUUAUAUUGCAAAACUGGAAAAAUACCCAGAUGUCCCACUGUGAAGGAAUGGACUGACGAAAUGAUUAAGAUUUCAUCAUAUCAACACAUGUUGGGAAGAACUAACAGUGACGGAAAAGUGCAAGAUACAUGGGGCUAUCGACUCUGUUUAUUUCAUGGGAUUCACAGAAACAGAUGAAACCUUCUUUGUUGUUCGUGUUUGCCGGAAACCAAAUGGCUUGUGUGAAAUAUGGUUACUGCUUCGAGUUGAUGGAAUCGGAUGCUUCCAGCAUCCCAUCCAUCCGGACACUAUCUGUACUUUGGACAGUGAGAACUCCUGGAGUGCAGGUGGACUAAAACUGGAGUGUCUGGAGCCACAUCGGCGAUGGCGAAUUUUCUUUAAUGGACUUCUGAGAAAAGGACCAUACAGGGACACAUGGAUGGAAGAAGAAGGCGAGCUCGAGCAUGUGAAGAUGUCUUUUGUCUGGACAUCCUUUUCCACCGUCUUUAAUUUCGACACUGACAUUCAUCCAAGUGCCGUCGCUCAGAGCAUUGCCAUAGAGAAGUGGAACUUAAAGUUCUUCGAAAAUCUGAAACAAUUCGAUGGACAGCAAAUACACUAUGAGCAAUGGGGUCAGUACAUUGGAGAAAUUGAAAUUGAAGGAUAUGAAAGAAAGGAACUACUUCUCCGUGGACUUAGAGACCAUUCUUAUGGCAUCAGGAAUUGGGCGGAUCUGUAUCGAUAUAUUAUAAUUUUUGCACAUUUUGAGAACGGAUUAUCAGUGAACUUAAUAGCAGUGUCAGUUCCCGUAACCACCACAAAUCUGAAAAUCGGCUUUGUGACGUUUCCAGAUGGAAGGAUAGCAGGGAUUGAUUGGUCGGAUAUCUCUUUGGCAGACGUAGCUGAUGAUGGGGACAUUGGUGACCUGUACAGAUUCAGUUUUACAGCAGACAGCCAACUAUUUAACCUACAAAUGUCCAUUGAUAAGAGUGCCCGUCCGCUACUCUGUGGAGGACUAAAGUGGGAAAGUCGAAUCUAUGAGUGUGUGGCCAACUAUCGCUUGAAUUUAACUAUUCGUGGUUGGGGCCUAGCUGAAUUUCAUUACAGAAGUGAAAGUGGGCGGCAGGCCCAAGACUCAGUGUCAACCAAAAGGUUCCAGGAACCUGUGGUGCCAGCAUGCUCCAGGCUGGUACAGUCAUUCUCCAGUGAGGCGUGCCAAUGCACUGCGAUAGUGGGUGGUAAAGGAGCCCAGCUGGCGCAGCUGACGGAAAUGCAGAAGUGCUUUGGAUUGCAGUUUAUUGUACCUAGGGGUUUCUGUGUCACGACAGCAGCUCUAGAGCACCAGAUGAAAAUGAACAGCAGUCUCCAGCAAGCUGUGUCAGAAAUCAGUGAUGAAACCAGCACUCACAGAAGUGGAAACCUUUGUGAACUGUGUGAAAGGUGUGUUGAGUUGUUCGAAAACACCAAACUGGCUCCAGAGAUUGAAAAAGCCAUUCACGAUCAAUUGGCUGAGCUGAGGCUGUUGGGAACUGAGCAGCAAUUGGCCGUCAGGUCCAGUGCGCUUGGGGAGGACACUGAGGAUUCAUCUGCUGCAGGGCAGCUCAGCACCGAACUGGGAUUGAAAAGCUUUGAACAGGUGUGUGAUGGUGUGCAGAAAUGCUGGGGUUCACUCUACUCUUUCCGGGCUGUGCAAUAUCGCAGACAGAGGGGGCAACCAGUGCAAUCAAGCAUGGGUGUGAUUGUCCAGCAGAUGAUAACAGCCGAGACUGCAGGUGUGUUGUUUACGUGUGAUCCUGUCACAGGACAUCCGGGCAGAAUGAUUAUCAAUGCAAACUAUGGUCUAGGAGAGUCUGUGGUGAAUGGUCUUGCAGACCCUGACACCAUCACCCUCUUGUGCAGUACAAAAGGGCAAUGUCACAUCCUCAAGAAGGAAAUUGGAACAAAGCAGAAGCAGAUCCGACAAGCAUUUUCAGGUGAAGGCGGAGUUAUGAUUGAAAACACUUCAGUUUCAGAUGCUUCAGAAUGCUGCAUGACAGAGGAUAUGAUUCUGAAAUUAGGACAAGUGGCCUUUCAGGUGCAAAAAUUCUACAGAGCUCCAAGGGAUAUUGAGUGGGCAAUAGAAGACUCUCACAUUUAUUUACUGCAGGCCAGACCAAUCACAUCUUUUAACUCUGUGUCGGAGUUUGAGUUGAUGCACGAGUUUGACUCUGCCAUGGCUACUGACUAUGCAUGGAUGACAACUGCAAACGUAGGUGAAGUGAUUCCUGGUGCUGCUACACCCCUGACAGUGAGCACCUUUGCAAGAGCCAUUGAAUAUGCAUUACAGGUAUUUUCAGUGAAAGCUGGAGGAGUUCGCGGCUUCUCCCCCUAUAACCACAAGUUCCUGGGCAUCUGCUGUUCCCACUUGUUUUUGGAUCUAAUGAGCAUGAAUAGCAACAUGGAACAGAAUAACAUGAUUACCAGAAAGAAGAUGAGUGACUUUGUGCUGCUGGGAAGGGUGCUGAAUGAAUUAUCAUUACAUGAUGUUACACUAAUUUAUGGGAAAUCACCCUUAUGGAAGAGAGUUAUCAAUACAAUUAAAUAUCUACAGUAUCUGAUCAGUGCUGGGUCACGGGUAAAUGUGUUAAUGAAGAAGAUGGCAAAGUACCAGAUACAACCUGCAAGCAAUGCACGGGAGUUUUAUUUCAACAUUGAUCGGCAGUUACCUGACUACUUUGAGGCGUGGUGCGUAUCAGUGUCAAAAUCAAAUGGCUCUGGAAUAUGGAAUUCAAUUCUUGUGUCAAUCUUGUCAGGAGGGAAAACGGAAUGGACUCCAGAACUUCUGGCAGAUGUUGCAAUAUUGUACAGCACAUGCUCAGAUGUUGUGUCAGCUGAUAUUCCUGUAGCAAUGAAAGGAAUCACUGAAGCAAUUCGAGCCCAAGGAAAGAGUGCUGAGUUUCUCGGGCUGGAUGCAGAGACUGCAGUAUCUUGGCUGCUGUCUCCGGAGAGUGGUGAAGCUGGUCGGAUGUUUCAGAAUUUCUUGCAGAAGCAUGGUUUCCGCUGCUUCAGAGAAAUUGAAUUGCGUGAAAAGUCAUGGAGAAGUGAUCCAACAAAGCUGCUGCCAGCAAUCCAGGCAAAUUUACAGGGCACCAACACUGUUGUUAAAGAAACAGUGUUGUCUCCAGAGGAGGCUGUUGAUUCCCUGAAGUCCAACAUUACUUUGAUUAGAAAAAUUGCCCUGCGCUUGUUGUUGCCAAAGGCGAGGAAAGCCAUUGCUGACAGAGAAUUACUGAAGGCUGAAGCAGUCAGAAUGCAUGAUAUCUUUAAGGUUGCCUAUUGGAAGCUGGCCAAACUUAUGGUACAGGAGGGUUAUUUACCAGAUGAGGACCUGCUGUUCUUCCUAACACAUUCAGAAAUUGGACAGAUACUUAAGCAGAAGUCAAUGUCAAUGAUAACCAGAGCCCAGUGUCGGAGAAAGUUACUGGGGAAACAAAUGGAUCUACAGUUUAAAGAAAUGAAUUUCGGUAAACCUCAGCCAAUCAAUCAAUGUCAAAGUGGGAAAAAUGGAACAAAGAUCACAUUGAAAGGUAUGGUGGUGAGCCAGGGGAUUGUGAAGGGAACAGCUCGCGUUAUGAGAACUAUUCAGGAAGCUAGCUGCAUCCAACAAGGAGAUAUUUUAAUUACAACAAGCACAGACAUAGGAUGGAGCCCAUACUUUCCUCUACUCAGCGGACUGGUCACAGAGAUUGGAGGACUGCUAUCACAUGGUGCUGUAGUUGCACGAGAAUACGGGAUUCCCUGCAUUGUAAGCUGUAGAAAUGCAACAAAUCUGCUCCAGUCAGGUGAUAUUGUGUUUCUUAAUGGAACCAAGGGGACUGUGCAGAAAAUUGUAGAGAACUGAAAAGGUUCCAUCCACUCUCCAGAAGCGAAUGGAAACAGCAAACUACAAUACCAGGGGAAACUAGCAUACGCUCUAUCCUGACAAUAUCACUGUGAAUGAUGGAUACAACGCUAUUAAAAAAAUAUAAAAGUAAAUGAAGUUCAAGGCAUCAGCUUCUCAAUAGUCAGACAGAAAAAUUAACAGUACUUGUAUCUGUUGCAGAUUUCUAACGAUACUACAGCAAAGGCUCUGGCAGACAAAUAUCCUGGCUGCAGUGACGGCAAUGUUCACUGUCAAAUAACUAUUCCUUUAGCAUAGCUGUUUCAGUCCAGCUACAAUACAGACAUUCCAACAAUAUGGAAAAUUGCACAUUAUUUGCUUAGACGUUCUCAUGAACUAUUGAGAAGGGUAAUUAUUUAGUUUGAAUUUAUCUUCCACUCUUUCUGCACCAAUCCAAACUUACCAUCAAACCCGCGGACAAAGGAGGUGGUGUUGUGGUGUGGCUGACUGACCUCAACUUUGCCGAGGCUAGGUGACAACUUUCUGAUACUUCUUCAUACCUACCUCUUGAAGAGGACCCCACUCUGGACAUCAGAAAACUAUCUCCCACAUCAUCACUGAUCUCAUCAACUAUGGAGAACACCAAACUCAUAGUUCCCUUGCCCCACUCUGCACACCUCUUAGCCAAGAUCCAUAAACCUGACUGUCUGGGUAGACCCUUUCUCUCUGUCUGCUCCCGUCCCAACUCCAUUCUUUCCCCUUUGGUUCGGUUCCUUCCCACCUAUGUCCAUGACACUUUUCAUGUUCUUGAUCUCUUCACUAAUCCUGACCCCGACCGCCUCAUUUUUACAUGGAUGUCUGGUCCCUAUACACUUAUAUCCCCCAUCAACAAGGCCUUAAAGCUCUCUGCUUCUUUUUCAAGAAAAUAAAACAACCAGUUUCCAUCCACCACCAUCCUCCUGCGGCUGGCAGAACUGGUCCUCACCACCACCCUUUGGCUCCUCCCACUUUCUGAAAACUUGAGAGGUAGCCAUGACUUGGUGAUGCUCCCCAACUCUUCCUCCGCUAUGUUGACGACUGCAUUGGUGCUGCUUUAUGCACCCAUGCUGAGCUCAUCAAUUUCUUCAACUUUGCCUCCAACUUCCACCCUGCCCUUAAAUUCACUUGGUCCAUUUCUGACACAUUCAUCCACUUUCUUGAUCUCUCUGUGUCCGUCUCUGGAGGCAAACUCUUGACCGACAUCUUUUCUAAACGUAACAUUUCCCACAGUUAUAUUGACUAUACCUCUUUCCAUCCUGUCUCCCAUAAAAAUGCUGUUCCCUUUUCUCAGUUCCUUCAUCUCCAAUGCAUCUGUUCCCAGGAUAUGACUUUCCUUUCCAGGACAUCAGUCCUCCACUUUCAAAGGAUGGCGUUUAUCUUCCCGCAACAUUGAUACUGUCCUCAUCCACAUCUCCUCCAUUUUCCAAACAUUUGUGUUUAUCCCAUCUUCCUGCCACCUUAACAGUGAUAAGAGUUCCCCUUCUCCUUAGCUACCACCCCAUGAGCCUCUACAUCCAACACAUAAUUCUCCGCAACUUCUGCUAUCUCCAGAGUGAUCCUAUCACCAAACAUAUUUUUAUCUUCUCUAACACCACCCCCCCCCCACUACUCUCUACAGGGAUCGAUCCCUCCACGAUUCCCUUAUCCAUUCACCCUCUCUCACCCCCAUUCAGGGCUCCAAGCAGUCCUACCACAUGAGAUAACACUUCACCUGUGAAUCUGCUCGGGUGGUUUAUUGUGUCCCAUGCUUCUGCUGUGGCCUCCUCUACACUGGUGAGAUCUCUUGUAAAUUGGGAGACCACUUUGUUGGAACCUUCGCUUCAUCCACCAAAAGCAGAAUUUUCCGGUGGUCAAACAUUCUAAUUCCAAUUCCCUUUCCUGUUCCCACAUGUCAGUCCAUGGCCUCCUCUUGUGUCAUGAUGAGGCUACUCUCAAGGAAGCAAUGCCUUAUAUUCCGUCUGAUGGCAUGAAUAUUGAUUUCUCCUUCCAAUUUAAAGAAAAAUCCCCAAACCUUUCCCUCUUCUUCUAUUCCCCACUCUGGCUUCAGACCUCUUCUCAUCUGCCUAUUACCGCCCCCUUCCCUUUCUCCUAAUGGUCUACUCACCUCUCCUACCAGAUUCCUUCCUUUCCAGCCCUUUUACCUUUCCUACCCAUAUGGCUUCUCCUUUCACUUUCUAACUAUCCUCCUUCCCCUCUGCCCCACCUUUUGAUUCUGGCUUCUUCUCCCUUUCUUUCUGGUCUUGAAGAUAGGUCUUGGUGCGAACCGCCGACCGUUUAUUUAUUUCCACAGGAGGUGCCUCCACUGCGGAGUUCCUCCAGCAUUUUGUGUGUUGCUUUGUUUUAAUUAUUCCUCUUCUGGCACUGAGUUGUUGGCAAACUCAGCAUUUAUUGUUCUUUCUGAAUUUGCCUGGGAGGGUUUUUAAACUGCUACAGAUUUUCUGGUGAAUUCUGUGGUGGAGAGGCCUCAGCGAUGUUGAAGGGACAUUGUUAGAUUGGUAUGCACAGCACCCACUGUGCACUGGUGUGGUGGGAAAAAAAAGUAAGAUGGUGGAUGAGGUCUUAGUCAAGUGGGCUAUUUGGUCCUGAAAAGUGUCAACUCCAUGAGGUUGUGUUUAAGUUGCUCUUAAUUUGUAUUUUGGCAUCAGGAGUGAAUCACUCAGUGCAGGAUAGUAGUAGUCUGUAAUCUCCCCUUUGACCUUAGCUCGAUGGGUGACCAUCAGAUAAGCAUCAGAUAGCAAAACUCCAGGAGACAUCACUCUUGACAUCAAAAGAACUCACAAGCCUUUCCACCAUGACAAGUUGGCAAUCCUCAAAGAAUCUCACAACAGAAUACUCAGCCUACACAUGUAUUAUUAAUACAGUAUCACUUGUCCACUCGAGGUUCUGGCCACCCUUUUCUCCCAGGACAUUGAUGAUAGGACCAAAUUGUAGCUGUGCCGCUUUAUGCUAAGGAUAGAUUGUUGAGUUCCCUCUUGCUGUGCAGAAGGAUAUUGCCUGACAAUCUUAUGACAUGAAUGUCACUUGCCAAUUUUUAGACAUCCGAAAUGUGUUUUAGAAGUUGCUCCAUGCAGACUGCUUAAGUUGUUGAAUUGCGAUGAAUAGAAUAGAACUUUGUAUAAUUAGUGAACUUUCAGUUUCCCCAGCAAAUCACAUACCAUCCUAUUUUGGUUAUAUAUCACUGUAUUCAACAUCACCAAUUAAAACUCUCACAACAAUGCAUUCUCAACACUUUGGGAGGAGUAAUGGGGUACCUUCACCAGGUGUACUACAGGACUUUAAGAAGGUAGCUUACCAUCACCUUCUACAGUGCAGAUAGAGAUGUACAAUAAAUACUGGUCAUGUCCAAGUGAAGAUAAAAAGGUCUCACAAUUACUUAUCAAUGUCUAAGCUAAAAUUUAAUGGGUUAUUGCACUAUUAUCUUCUUUAUCAUAACUUAUUGUAUUUGCCUAUAUCUUGUACAAUGAUAUACUUAUUCUUACUAAGAUGACACCAAAUUUUACUAAUAUUUUUUCAUUCUAUUUGAUGGAUAAAGAUGAAUAUAUUUGUGAUAUUACUGCAUUAAAUAAAACUGCAUACAGAAUCCACAGAUUGCCUGAGAUUAUUGGGCAAGUACCAAAACAGUCUAAGGUCAUCUUCAUACCAUGAGUGUAAAGUAUCCAUGAAUUCUUAACAGGAGGUGUAGGGUGCCCAGGUAUUUUGUAUCAUUCAGGACACAUGCAGUAAUCAAAAAAGUGAAAGGUCGGAAGUAGUAAUUAAUCAUGGCCCUAUGCAAAUAAGAGCAUUACUUACUGGAUGGGCUCACCUUCCAUGACAGAUCCAGAAUCGAAUACAGCUUGUAUUCUCCGCAGUGGAAUAGAGCUGGAGAUUACAGAUGGGUCUUCUUUAGAAUGUGGCUGGAAUACAAAAAUGUGCAAACUUGCUUCAUUUGUGCAAUGAUGAGAGAGCCUCUCUAGAACAUGGAAUUUGGUCUGGACACUGCAGCUGAGGGCAGUACAUGGACACACAUGACAGAAUGGUGCGGAGGCUUAAAAGACUGAAUGAUGAGGGCAGAUUGCAUAAACACAAGUUGUUCUUAUGUUUUUAAAAUUGUAACCAAUUGAUGAGCUUAAUGCUAUGUAAGGGGUUUCUUCUUUUAUGUUACUGCAAAGGCUAAUAAAAUGGCUUCUUUGUUACAUUAUAAUUAAAAUGGCUUUUCUGUAAUAAUAACUGUGAUGUAAGGAGUCCUCUCUCUCUCUCUGCUUGUUUGGGUUAGAUUAUUGAUAAGAGAGGGAAUGAACCAAUUGGGAUAGAUGUUAUUCUUUCUUGUGUGUCUGUAAGCUAUUGUUAUUGCGGGCUUUGAGGCAGAAGGCGGAUGGGGGCAGAGAGAGGAGACGCAAUGCUGUAAGCUGGGCGGUGAAAUGGACCCUGAGUGGGAGUCCGAGGCCCAGGGUCCUCGGCGAGGACAGGAGAUGAAUACAGGCUCUUGUGGAGCGUCUGGUCGACCACCGUGGCUGGUCCCAGGCGGCCGGUCGAGGAGGUCGGGGGGACCAAAUGUUGGAAAGUAGACUCCAUUAAUUGAGCUCCAACUGUUUGUGCACAAAGUGGUUGAACUUUGAUAAGUUUGGCGCCUUUUAUUUUCCUUUUAUAUUUUAUCUCCAUUAAUUACAUAGUUCCAGAAAAAUCUAUAAAGUGUAAUCAUUUAAUCUCAUAUGGUGUAUCGUC